AUGGCCGCACCGGUGGCCUGGGAGGGCAAUGGAGCACCAGUAGUAUCGAAGACAGAGCUGGAAGUGUUGCAAAUGAGGGCCAAUUCAACGACCAAUGACUCGCUGGAGUCGACGCGACGGAUGGUAGCCCUCUGUGACGAGUCAAAGGAGGCGGGAAUCCGGACACUCGUACACCUCGACCAACAGGGCGACCAACUGGACCGCAUCGAUGAGGACAUGGAUAGGAUCAACGCCGACAUGAAAGAGGCCGACAUUAAUCUGAGGGAAAUGGAGAAGUGCUGCGGACUGUGUGUCUAUCCAUGCGGUAAGACCAAGGGGUUCAAGGAGGACGCGGGCACCUGGAGGUCGUCGGGCGAUGGCGUCGUGUCCGGGCAACCCACUCGUGGGGUCGAUGAGCGCAAGGGUGGGGCCGUUGGGUCGACGCAAUACAUCGUACGGAUCACCGAAGACGCGCGCGAAGACGAGAUGGAGGACAAUAUGGGACGGGUGUCCGCUAUGAUCGGGAACAUGAGGAAUAUGGCGGUCGAUAUGGAACAGGAGAUCGAGUCUCAGAUCCGACAGUGCGAUGGAAUCAUUCAGAUGGCGAUUUCCAAUGAGAACCAAAUACAAGACGCCAACGACAGGGCUCAAAAACUUUGCAAAUAG
This is a messenger RNA of Oppiella nova, 645 nucleotides long. The record is from the annotation of a GenBank genome assembly. Lineage: Eukaryota; Metazoa; Arthropoda; Arachnida; Sarcoptiformes; Oppiidae.